GUUGGGGGUAAAAAUUGAAAUAAUCUGGGAAGAAUCGGAAGAAUUGGGGUAAAAUUUGUACAAUGUUGUCGGCAUGGGUUUUAGGAAGACAGAGUUGCGCUUUCAGGCCCAGGAUAUGCAGGGUUUGGCGGGUACAAACGUUUGGAAGACUAUCCCAGACUGUUAAACCCCCAAACACACCCUCCCAGCAGCAGCUGUCAAACAGCCUCCUCCAAUCAGCAAGAAGAUUUAGCAGCGCCGGAUCCCAUCCCACACAAAAACUCACCUUCCUGCAAUACCUACGGAAAACUGUAUCCCAAAGAUGCAACAUCACCCGAGCAGCUUUCUCCAACACAUCACAAAAGUCCUGCAAAAGAGGUUUCCACAUCGCAGUGCUGCUGGCUUGCCACCCCACCAGGAUAGUUGCAGGCAGUGUGUUGUGUUGUGGGUUGGCUGGAGUUGGGGUGAGGAAAGCUCACUGUGAGGAGGAGGAGACACUAUCAGAGGGUCUGUUGGGGGAUCAGGAGGAUCUGUUGGGGGAUCAGGAGGUGAGGGAGGAACAGGAGCUGGACUGGUCCCUCAUCUGGGAGUUCCUGCAGCCGGAGAUCUGGCAACUGCUGGCUGCUAUUGUGCUGGCUCUUGGCUCAGCCCUGUUGAACAUCCAGAUCCCCCUGAUGUUGGGUAAUGUGGUAAACGUCGUGUCAGAGUGUAUGGCAGACCAGCAACAGAACUAUCUACAGAUGAUCAUUCCUCCCGCAUCCAGACUACUGGCUGUCUACGCUCUACAGGGAGUUCUGUCCUUUGGUUACAUCUGGCUGUUAGCAGCUGUAGGAGAGCGGAUGGCAGCCCGCAUGAGGAUCGCCCUGUUUGAAAACCUGGUGCAGCAGGACAUGGCGUUCUUCGACAGUCACAUGACAGGACAGCUCGUCGACAGGUUAACUUCAGAUGUACAGGACUUCAAGAGCUCCUUCAAGCUGUGUAUUUCUCAGGGACUUCGUAGUGUUACUCAGGUUACAGGUUGUUUUGUGUCACUGUACCUGAUCUCCCCCAAGUUGACAGGCCUGCUGGUGCUGGUCAUGCCCACUGUGGUGGCGGGGGGAGCCAUGAUCGGGUCUGGGCUCAGGGCACUGUCACGAGCAGCACAGGAACAGGUUGCAAAGGGCACAGCCGUUGCUAAUGAAGCUCUAGGAAACAUCAGGACAGUCCGAGCUUUUGCAAUGGAGGAGAAGGAGUCCAGACUUUAUGCAGAUGAGGUGAACAAGGCAGGAAGGCUGAACGAGCUGCUGGGUCUGGGAAUCGGCGUGUUCCAAGGCGCGGCAAACUUCGUGCUGAACGGUGUCGUGUUGGGCGUCCUGUUCUCCGGAGGGCUGCUCCUCUCGACCAAUGACAUGUCGGCGGGAGACCUGAUGUCGUUCCUUGCGGCGGCACAGAUGAUCCAGCGAUCGCUCGCGUCAGUUUCCGUACUGUUUGGGCAGGCUGUACGGGGUGUUAGUGCAGGUGCACGAGUGCUGGAGUACAUGCAGCUGGAGCCUACCAUUCCCAGGACAGGGGGCAGGAAGAUUCCAUUCCACAGCCUGUUUGGUACAGUCGAGUUUAAGGACGUGAGUUUCUCCUACCCAACACGACCGGACCAGCUGGUGCUAGACAACUUUAACCUCAAGCUGCCGCCGUGUAAGGUUGUAGCCCUGUGUGGGACGUCCGGUGCAGGGAAGUCCACUGUGGCGGCCCUUCUGGAGCGGUUCUACGAUGUGGAGGGCGGAAGUGUCAGGCUGGACGGGCAUGACAUCAGGGACAUGGACGCUACAUGGCUCAGGGGCAGGGUCAUCGGGUUUAUACAUCAGGAGCCUGUCCUGUUUGCCACCAGCAUCAUGGAGAACAUCCGUUACGGCAAGCCUGCAGCCACCGACAGGGAGGUUUACGAAGCGGCCAAACUGGCAAACGCAGACGGCUUCAUCCGAGAUUUCCCUGACGGCUACAGCACAGUUGUCGGAGAGCGGGGCGUGACGGUUUCAGGUGGACAGAAGCAGCGAAUCGCUAUCGCCCGCGCUUUGCUGAAGAACCCGUCAGUUCUCGUGCUCGACGAGGCGACGAGUGCUCUGGAUGCAGACUCGGAACGGCUGGUACAGGAAGCACUGGAGAGAGUGAUGAAGGGGAGAACUGUCCUCAUCAUCGCUCACAGACUGAGCACGAUUGAGAACGCAGACGUGAUUGUGGUCAUGUCUAAGGGCCGAGUCGUGGAGCAGGGAACGCACGCAGAGCUGAAGAAACGAGGAGGGAUGUACGCAGACCUCAUCCGCAGACAGACCGAGAACGGAAACCGCAACGUGGGGUAGACACACUGCUGCAGGAUAUCUUACUCUCCAAGCAGAGGUUGGUGGGGAAGAUAGUUACUGUUAAUACCUUUCUAUGUAUAUGUCCCUUUUUUCUGUCGCUACCCCCACCAGAAAAAAAUGGGCUUAGUAGAAAGGUAACAAUCUUCCCAACCAAAAUCUGCUUGGAGAGUAGAUGCUGCUUACAUUUACAAAUGUACACCUCUGUGCAAUAGGUAGAUUUUGUUUGGCCUGGUAAUAUUCUAACCUCCAAGCAGAUCCUAUAGCAGUAACUACUAGUAUAUGAAAGCAGUGGGCAUUAUCCACCAAAGCUGCUUGGCCAAUGCCUAUUGCCUGUCACCAUAGGAUUUGCUUGAAGAUCAGUAUAUUCAUCGUAUUUACGCUUCUUACUAUGUUGUGCAUUUUGACAUGUUUUGUAGUUUUCUGGUCAGGUGAUUUUUUAAAUAAUUCCACUUUCUGCAUUUGAUGCAUAAGACCCCAACAUUCUUUGGGGUUUUAUGUAACAUAAUACUGUUAACAGUUUUAAAAAUCAAUAAUACGUGGGAAGUUGCAGUUUUAACUUUUAUAUAAUUGAGAAUCUGGCCAUGAAGUAGUUUCAACAGUUAAUGCAGAAUACUGUAAUAGGAUACAGUCAAUACUAGAUGCAAACAUGAGAAAAAUGUUUUCCUCCAUUUGCAACCAAAAGGUGAAACAUCUUACUGACUACCUCUGGUUUUGUGUUGUCUUUUAUGCAGAAUUGGAUGUGUAAACUUACUACAAAUUGAUUUUAUUUCUUGUAAGUUGCUUUUAACAACUUUUUAAAACUGCUUUGUAUUACAAUGUAAGUUUAACUCCAAUGACAUUCUAUUUGUUUUCUUUAAGCUGUUUUUACUGUU
This is a messenger RNA of Branchiostoma belcheri (Belcher's lancelet), 3184 nucleotides long. RefSeq names its product ATP-binding cassette sub-family B member 8, mitochondrial-like. Gene Ontology annotation, cellular component: membrane. Gene Ontology annotation, biological process: transmembrane transport. Gene Ontology annotation, molecular function: ATP hydrolysis activity; ABC-type transporter activity; ATP binding. The transcript is spliced from 14 exons. The record is from RefSeq and is a predicted model, not a curated record. NCBI's taxonomy places the organism in Eukaryota, Metazoa, Chordata, Leptocardii, Amphioxiformes, Branchiostomatidae. The coding region runs from base 63 to 2312 and encodes 749 amino acids.